CACCACCACCAUCUCAUUCAUUCACUCAUGCCCACAAUCAUCGCCAACACCUGAAGCACGUGCCUUUCAGCCUAAUCCAGGUCGGAAACGUUCGAUCCAGUGCCGCCUCACUCGCCCAUACUUGUUUAUCGUGUCACGGUUCUACUGGCUCCGUUCCCCGUCAAACCUGUAGUAUAUUGCCGCAUGAUAACCACCGAACCAUCGCUCCCCCAUGUCGUCAUCCCCGAAAGAAGAGUCUAUGUCCCCGGAACUGCCCACGGGUAUACAAGAGAUCUCCGGCGAAUAUGCUACGGGCACCCUCUUCAACUCUGGCCUGUCCAAGGGCCCAUCCACGAGCACAACGACGAGCAAUGUACGCAACAAAAUAUCCUCCGCAGAUGCCGAAGAACAGUCCCCUGCGGCGUCCAGGCCUGCAAUCAAUCCCAGGAUCGCCCUCAUCACUGCCGCACUCAUGGGACAUUCAAUCUACAAAUCUAAAAUCUUGCGACUGUGCAUGGCUCUCUCUGGAAUAUCGAUCGUGACGGCAGCCUUAGCCUUUAUCGCCGUCAAGUACAUAAAGGACAGCGUCAAGCCUAACGUAGAUACCAAUACUGAGGUGCGUAACGAGACCACCACCGCAGGAAACAUCGAAUCCACCCGUGGGAACCGAAGCAACGCAUCUCUUCCGCUCGCAAUCUUCAACCAGAUGGAACAUGGGGAGACGGUAUAUGUAUUCGACCUCGACUAGGCCGCUUUUCACAAAUCGUUUCAAUAGUAAUUGUAAAUGAGAAAAUGGGAAGGAAUGUCUUCCCGUAGUUUUGUGCGAACAGUUUGUUUCGUUUUCUUGUAUAGCAUUCAGUCAUGUAUCACGCCGUCUGCCAGGCCUCUUACACUUGACAAAGCCGAUUGGACCAAGACAUAUACAUAUGUAUUUGCUCAGCAAUACAAAAUGCUUAAUAACGUUA
Molecule: messenger RNA, 944 nt
Organism: Ornithodoros turicata
Lineage: Eukaryota; Metazoa; Arthropoda; Arachnida; Ixodida; Argasidae
Exons: 2
Coding region: 212-727 (171 amino acids)
Source: RefSeq, a predicted model, not a curated record